Pipra filicauda (Wire-tailed manakin) is the source of this 9115-nucleotide messenger RNA. RefSeq names its product ubiquitin specific peptidase like 1 (gene USPL1). Gene Ontology annotation, biological process: Cajal body organization; protein desumoylation. Gene Ontology annotation, molecular function: SUMO binding. The record is from RefSeq and is a predicted model, not a curated record. The transcript has 8 exons. The coding region runs from base 4289 to 7483 and encodes 1064 amino acids. Lineage: Eukaryota; Metazoa; Chordata; Aves; Passeriformes; Pipridae. Gene Ontology annotation, cellular component: Cajal body.
GGCGGGCCCGCAUGGCGGCGGGAGUGCACCGGAAGCUGCGCAGCAGCGGCGGCGGUGGCGGCGGCCGGGCGGGCUGAGCCGGCCACGCGCGACGGGGCCCAGGGCUGCGCGAGGAGCCGGGAGUGCCGGGAACCGAGAGCUGCGGGAGCGGUGGGAGCCGGCAGGUGAGAGCGGGGCUGGAGCCGUGUCCACCACGGGCCGGGUGAGGGCUGUGGCCGGUGGAGUGUGGCGGCCCCGGCCUGUCCCGGGCCCUUCGGUGUGGCUGCGGCGGAGAGCGGGGAGGUGUCCCGGGUUCCGAAAUGCCGACUGAGUAUUUCAUGUCAGUAGCUGUGUGACGAAGGGGCGCGGCCCCUCCGCUCCCCGUUAACCAGGGACGCGCUCUGUGCCGUCUGUGUGUGUCCGUGCACACCCGCCCCUUGCGCGGCUUCUCGUGUUCCAGCGAUUAACUCUACAAACGCUUUUUUCCUCUGCAGUCUUUCCAUAGUGUAUGGACCACUCUGGAUGUGGAUUAAGAACUGAGGAGGCAGUUUAACCAUAGGUUUAUCUGAAAGAGCUGGGCACGUUUCGGUGUGGAAGGGCAGGACCCGCGCACUGGGCUGGAUCAGCUGCUUGCCAUCCAUCCAUCCAUCCAUCCAUCCACCCUUAGCCCCUCAUUUCCACUGCCGUGGGGCAGGGAUUACGGCUCUGCCUGCACCAAGUGCCUUCCCGAAGUCUUGCAUCUCUUAGCUGCAGCUAUAAUAAACGCCAUUAAUUUAAACCAUAUUAAAACACUGACUUUUUUUUUCGGAAAAACUGAAUGUUUUGUCAGCAAAACAUGUAGCCUCUGUUGCUUCUCAUACACCCAUAAAAGCAUUUAGUAUGAGAAUGUUUAAGACAAGUCUGACUGAAGAAGAAAUUUUUAGAACUUUCUAAACUGGCACCCUAGUUUAUUUUGAAACUUCAUCAGUUUUAUCUUAAUUUGGUUAGUCUGUGUUAGACUUCUUUCAGGAAAGAAAUUUGUGCUUGCUCCCCCUCCAUGGAGAUUUGCAAUUCUGCCCAGCACUUACAGGCUGCGAUGUAAAGAAAGUUGCUUUCAGGUUCCUCUGAAUGUCACCUCUUUUCCCUAGCCCAUCAGUUGCACCACUCGGUUUGGUGUCAUCCACAGACUCCCUGAGAGAGCACCCAGUCCCACUGUCUGUGCCCCGUUGCUGAAGACAGUAAAUGGUAUUGAUCCCAAUAUGGGCCCUUGAGCAACACCACUCAUUACUGGUUUUUGCUUAGGGCACAGAGCUUCAACUCUUUGGAUGUGGCCAUCCAGCCAAUUCCUUAGCCGUCUAACAGUUUACCCAUCAAACUAUAUCUUUCCAAUCCUUCCCUUUUUCCUUGUUUUCUGUCUUCUGCCUUGUCAGCUUUGUAGGUCAUUGGAGUUUUCAUAGGCCAAUUUAACUCACUGGAAUAGCAGAAAAACUUGUGCUUUGCUGAGUUUUUUGCUUUCCUGUGAGUUCAGUUAGCUCAUGGAAAGUCUGAUGAGUAUGUGAGCUAUCAGGGAAGGUGGGGGGAGAGAAAUAGAAGAGAGGACACCCCCUGUUCUGCAGUGAACUGUUAGAUUACCUCAUGUCCUCAAGGAAGCAUAACCAUAGCAUAAUUAUAAUUACAUAAUUAUGCCAUGUCCAUAGCAUAUUUUGCAUUACAUUUUUCAGUAUUCAGACUAAAAGAAGGAAAGUAGCAUAAAUGCUUUAGAACGUGAUCCAGUAAGUUUGAAAGUGCAUUCCUGUGUACUUUCGCAUCUGUAAUGCACUUAUUGCACUUGGCUACAAUGGAUUGUUUCAGUACUUGGUGCAGCAGUCUUUUCCUUUGUUGGUUUUUUGGCAGCUUUGUUGAUCUCGUGCCCAGUUUUCACAGAUUGUGCAAAGAUCACCAGUAACUUCCUGCAAUGUUACAAGCUCUUUGAAAAGUAUAGGCAGGCCACUUAGUACCACUCUGCAUAUCUAGUAUUGGCAGACCUGUUUUAUUUGCUUUUUGUGUUUAUGUCUUUGAACUGAAAGGAUAAUUAAUUUUUUUUAAAGUUGCUAUAUUCACAAGAGGAAUAAAAGUCUUUGCUCCAGUACUGUAGUACUAUUGCUGGGUGAUUAUAGCUGGGGGGAGGUAUUGUACAUCUCAGAACAGUAUUUAAGCUUUAAAAAGAAGGGCAGAAGUAACAGAGACUGAACAUAAUUGAAAAAAACCAACUUGCUUUCCUUUUGAGAGGGCUGACAGGGAAAACAGGGACUUGCAAAGGAAUUAGAAGGAAUAACCUGCAGCUUAUUAGUGUUACUAACCUUUUAAGUGUGUGUUUUAUUUAUGUGGUGAGGAAUUUCUUGGAGAAUUUCUGUCAUGUAAGCUAUGUUUUUUAUUUACAAUGGAGAGCUGAGACUGCUUCAGGCCAAGGAAUUGACUAAAAGUCCCUUGAAGAGUAAAGUUAUGUGUUUUAGGGUGUUAUCUGAUAUAACCUAUGAUAUAGGUUGAUAUCUGUACUACUUGUUAUUGUAUUUAAAAAAUCAGCUUCCUGGCUAGACUAAAUAUAUGAUAAUAUAGUUGAGUUGCAGUGUGAUAGUGCUGUUGCCACUGGGUGAAAAACUGGGAGUGCUUGCUUUUCCUUUAUAGUUCAGCAAGUGUGCAUACUUUUAGCUAAUUCAUCACUUUUCACCUUGCGUGAGCCCAGGACUGUACUGUUUCUUAUGCACCUUCUAGCAUUACUUUGAAAAUUAAACAUGUGCUCUGGGGCAUGUGCAUUGAUAUUUUUAUGCUCUUGCCUUCUAUUCUGUUACAACCACUAGUUUUAUAAGUCAGAGUAUACUGUCUCUACAUGCUGCAGCCUCGUAAUUCUGAGGAGUGCUGCUGAACACGUUGAGAGUGUCAAUGUGACACACCAUCAUCUCAUUUUGACCCAGUCUUAAGUUGCCCUUGGGGUCUGAUUUGAAAUGAGUGGUUGCAUUGUUCUACUGUGCUGUUUUUAAUUGAUGCUCUGUUGGUUUUUAGCAUUCUGUCCAGUUCUGUAGGGUCUCGCCUUGCCAAAUAUUAUAAAUGCGUUUGGGUUGAACUGGUAUUGGCACUGGUCUCAAAGAAUGCCUUGAGAAAUUUCCCUUUUUGAAAGGAACUAGAAUCUGAGUUGAUGCUGUACUGUAUGAAAGGGUUGAAAGGACAUCAUGGUAUGAGAGAAGAUGCUUUUCAGUGGAAGUAUUGAAAAGGGAACAGUUGUGGCUGAAGGAAAGAUUUUACAUUGAUGAUUUUGCAAUUCAGCUUACCUUAAUUUCUCAUGCAUCUUGAAGAAAUAUGUAUUUAUUCUAGUUAGUUCCAUUGGAAGUCAACAGGAGCAGAACUGGAUCCCUGUAGUUCCACCCCCCUGGUUUUGCUGGCUGAUUCAAGGUGUAGUUAACCCCAGUGCCAGUGAAAGAAUGGACUUAAGGAACUGCCUUCUGAUGUGCACCUGGGUCAUACUAAAGUGGUGCUCCACAACUGAGUCUGUGUGUAUGUGUGAUAGGUGAGAAAAGAAAAUUUUGACUCUGAAUUUAAGAGUCAUUUGAAAUAGAAUAUUCGGUGUCACUUGUAAAAUAUGCAGUGGAGUUACAUAGUAAUGAUAACUGUGGAAGAGCUUUAGUUUGCAAGGAAGACUAUAACAUUGUUAAAUUAACAUUAGGAGAAAUUUCCAAAAAUGGCAGUAGCAGCAGAAUGCCCUUCUGUAGUUAAACAUUGUUAUGUUUGCAGGACAAACUUCUAACAGUUUAUUAUGCAAUAAAUUCACUGUCUUGAAAGAUGCAACAGUGGGGUUUUUUUGGUUGGUUGUUUUUUUAAUGGUCCUCAGCACUAACCUAUAGCCCCAUGGGAUCUUACUGUGGACAUUUUUAAAGUUCAUUCUUUCUGAGGGUUAGAUGAAGUAAGGUGAGAUGCCCAGCAAGACUUCUACAUUUCUGCACUUGGAAAAUAUGUGAGACCUUGUAGUGCAAAGAAUAGAUAAGCUUGCAAAUUCAGGACUUAAAGCAGUUAAAUCUAUUAUGUGACUUAAUUUAAAGUUUUGAGUUCAUAAUCUGCACUGGAAAAAAAGUAUUUUCCAUUAAAGAAAUACUCUUCUGAAUUCAUUUCCACAAAUUAUACAAGCUGCAUUAUUGUUGCUAUUUUUUGUUUCCCAAACUUCAGCCUAAUUUUUCUUUAAUUGUUUUAUUUACUUCUUAUUUUUCAGGAGUCUUUGAAAAAUCCUUAGUGGUCAUGACAUUGUUACAAGUGACAUAAGUUAGCCAGUGGCUCAGAAUGAUGGAUACCCAGAAGACUACAAAUGAACUGUAAUCCCGUGGAAACAACUGCACAUGAGUAUUGUCCAGUCUGCAAAGAGAAGGGUCAGAUCCAAGCUUUAAGGACUUACCGUAUUAAUUUUCAAGAGUCCAUUUUUCUUUGUGAAAAUCCUCAGUGUAUCUACCCACUUGGUUAUAAACCAUUAGACAGCAUAAUUACUUCUGCUGGUUCAGAACAUCAUCAAGCUCCAUCUACUCAUAAGAAAAGAAAAUUGUGUGAUACCAGUGACUUUUCUCCUGUUGAAUCAGAUCCAAAAAAAGCAAGAACUAAUCAUCUGGUAAAUGCUGAGCAUUCUAUUAAUACAGACCCUACUGUGAAAUGCUCUCAGAAUAGCUUCUGUAUUCCUAAGUCAAGCCUACUUGAUGUAUUACAAAAUGACCAGCAGAAACCUGGAAACAAUGUGGAGUCUUGCAUGCAGAAGAUGGAUUUUGAAACAACCACCAAGACCGACAACUAUCAAGAAAAUCCACCUAAGUCUUCUAGUCCCAGAAUACAAUCCUUGCCAAAUUCUGAACUUUUAUCAACAACAUUUGAAAUUUCACUGAAAGAGGAUAAAGGUUCCACUAAUAACACAGAUUUGUGUCUUCAGUGGAGAAACAUACAUAAUCUUUGUUGGUUAGAUUGCAUUUUGUCAGCACUGGUACACCUAGAAACAUUAAAACUUGCCCUAGCAGAAGAAUGUAACAAUGGAAAAUGUUUACUCCAGAAACUUCUAACAAAAUAUAGUCAAGCAACUAUGCUACUGAAUACCUGUAAAAGGAGUAAAGUAAAAGAUGUUCUUCCAAAAGCAGAAUCUCAUCUCAAUGAAGUCAGAAACUUAAUGUUUACACAGCUUCAGCCUCGGCUUAGGUGUGAAUUGGGUAAUAUGGAGAAUCCAGUGUUUGCACUCCAUCUACUCUUACAGUUGGAUCAACAAGCCGAGAAACUAUUCUUGCAUUCAUUUUCAUGGAAGUUUGAAUGUGUAUAUUGUGGCUACAAAUACCAGAACCGAUUUGAGAAAACACUAACAACAUUUGCAAAUAUAAUCCCUGAUUGGCAUCCACUUAACGCUGUUCAUAUUGGACCAUGUAAUAACUGUGGUGAUAGAUCUCAAAGACGACAGAUGGUUUUGGAAAAAGUACCUUCAAUAUUAAUGUUACAUUUCGUGGAAGGCUUGCCACAUAACAACUUGAAGAAAUAUUCAUUUCAAUUUGAGGAAGACACUUACCAAAUAACAUCUAUUAUUCAGUAUCAGACAGAUAAGAAGCACUUCAUAGCCUGGUCUUUGAAUCCUGAUGGAACUUGGCUUGAAUGUGAUGAUUUAAAGGGGCCAUAUUGCAAGAGACAUAAAAGAUUUGAAGUUCCUUCUUCAGAGAUUCAUAUUGUUAUCUGGGAAAAGAAAACAUCCCAUGUGCCAGAAGAACUGAAUUCACAGUUCCAGAGUAAAAAUAUUGAAGAUUUUCCUCUUAAUAACAUACAGUCAAAUUCCAUGGUGUUGCACUGUGAUUUUGAUAGCACUGUAGGCAAAACACCUGCAGAACAGCACAAAGAGGAUUCUGUGAGAACCCCAGAGAAGAAACAGCAGCGAGUAGCUGAGGAUGAAAGUAUUGUUCAUCAUGGUUUAGAAAAUCUGGCACACGAUGAUCUCGUAACACUGAUGCUUGAAGAAGUUCAAGUUGACUCGGAAGGUAAAUCGCUGCCAAAUGGACAGAUGGUGAGAAAUAACCUUAUUGUUGAAAUGGGCACACUGCAACAGCAGGAACCAGCUUUUUCACUUAACACUCCAUAUACAGGAGAGCUUGCUGGAACUGGUCUAGCUAUGAAUAAUAAAUGCAUGUUAUAUGAAAAUUCCAACAUUUGCUUACCUCUAGAAGAGUUGAACCCAGCAAGUAUUACUCCUCCUGUUCUCAAAAAACAUGACCCUGACUCAUCUGACUCAUCACUUGCUCAAAGAACAGAUGACAGAACUAAUUUAGUUAACAGAGAACAUGGAUUAAAUUCAGAACUACAGCUGAACAAGAAAUUGUCAGCAGUAGAGAAUACUAUACAAAAAUCACUUGACUCGAGAUAUGCAAGCAAAACUGUCAUUAAUUCUCAAGUUGACAGUUCUGCUGCGAAUAAUUCUGUUCAGCCUUCACACAAAGACCAAAAAAGAGGAUUUGUCGGAAGCUGGGUAAAGAAAUUAUUAAGCAAGAAUACUUCCUUUAUGCCUUCAAGUGCCUCAGUUCUCAAGAAUGAGAGAAGUUGCAAAACUCCCUCAAUGCAAAAAGUAAGUGAAGUGAGGCUGCCAGUGAAGGGCGCGAGUAACUUUGGUGGAUUUCAAAGCAGAGGUACAAACAAAACUGAGACCCCAAAGUCACUGGCUCCUCAGAGUAAUAAUAGUCAUCCUUUAUCAAAUUACAAAGGAUUUUCUCAAAGCAGUCGUCUUCCAACAGCAAGGCAUACCACUAUUGCAGGUCCAACUUGGAAUAAGUCAGGAAGUACACUGGGUACCUCAGGUAAAGUGACUCAGUGCCAUUCACUUGACUGUAACUCUGGGAAGGCAGAAGAGUCAGAUAGUGACAAAACAAAAAAACUUCGCCUGAAACUGUUAAAAAAACUGAAUGCUAAAAAGAAGAAGUUGGCUUCACUGGAUAGACUAGCAGUGGAACAAAUGAAACAGGAAAAACCUGUGAGUGGAGGCAUAAGCACCCCAUCACAGAUUGAAUCUCAAAAUGACAGUGAAGUAUUGCAGAGCUUUUUAAGGGAACUGCAGUAUCAGAUUGAUGUCACAAAUAAUGAGUCUGAAUUUAAUACAAACUCUGUGUCAGGGUGCACUACCCAUAGUAACACUGAUGAAAUACUGGCAGAGUUACUGUCCCCUACUUCAACUGUUGCUUCCUUAGAGGCUCCAAAAAGUGAAGAUGAAUGUAUGUAUAUGGAGAUGGUGGAUAGUAGUGUUGCAACAACAGGGUCUGAUGAGAAGACCAGUGUGCCACAUGCAGCAGUGACAAGUGAGGACCACAAUUACUACAGUCCUGUAAAGGACACUAAUUUGGAACUUGAUGCAAUAAACAAACCCAGUGGGAAAAAACUUGGUUUUGAAAGUCCUACAAGGGAAGAUAUACUUGAAGACCUGUUCUCCAUUUCAGCACCAAGCUCAAUGGCAGGUGACAUAGAUUUACCUCAUUUUGAUGAAACCCUGUUUGAAACUUGGUAAAUAUUCGGUUUCUUGGUUUUAAGUGUUUUUUUCAGUAUUAUGUAUAUUUUGAAACAAAGCACUACUAAGUUAUAUUUUCUAACUAGUUUAAUUGCACACUGGCUGUACUUGAACAAUUUACAUUUGAGGUAUUUUUUUCCUUAAGAUUUUAUUGUAACAAGCAAAUCAGGUUUUAAUGAAUUUUAUUGUUCUGAGAAGCAGUUAUUUUAGUUGUCAGAUUUGAUGCUUUUUAAUGAGAAGCUCUUAUGAGUCUUAAUUUUUGCUGCUUUUAAUAUGGAAAACAUCCAUACUCUAGUGAGUUUGAGAAAUAAUAAACUUCAGUAGUCUUAAUGAUGCAAUGGUGUAAGAAAUAUUAUUUAUGUAGUAGUCAUUUAUUUUACAGGAUCACUUCUGAAGUUAUUUUGUCUGACAUUAAAAAAAAAUUUAAGUACCUUCUGUAGUCAGGGAAUUUUGCAUCCUUUGAUAUGAAGAUUGUUUGUAACAUUCUAAACUUGAAGCUGGCAUUCUCUUAGGCUGGCAUUCAGCUCUUUACAGAAUUGCUGUUCUACAAGCUCAUGCUGGUGUAUAUACCCCUUGGAUCCAAGGAGGGAUGGAUACAUGCUAGAAAUUUUCCUAUUUAAAGUUACAGCACGUACUGAGAUUUCAUCCUGGGUAACUGCGAAUGUAAUUUGGCAGAAUAUGCUUCUGAGCCAGGUUACUUUUUUAAGUAAAAUUAGUAACAUUCAGUCCAGAGUGCAUCACUAAGAAGGAAUAUCAGAUGUACCUUUUAGUUGUUCGUAGCUGCAAAAUCAUUAAUAAAACAAAGGUUUCUGAGAAUUAAUUUAACUGCAAGUUAAUGCCUAUAACUGUUGUAACUAGGACUUGGUCACGACUAGAGCAGUGCACCCCUGUCCAUAUGUGAGAGUGCCAAGGAGAGGCAAGGUCAAUAGGAAGAAAGUAAUGGGAAAAUAUAGCAAGACAGCAGUGAGUAAGCAGAGGGAUUCACACCUUGGUGUUUCAGGUUUUGUAUAGAUUUGGUUUUGCUAGAUGGGAGUAUUUUAAACGCAUAGACACAGCUGAGGGUAUUAUAUGCCAAGUUAGAGUAGCUAUACAUUUUUCUUGUUCUCAGAAAUAACAAAGAUUUUAUCAGCAAGUCUUUGUCUCAGCCAUUUUUAGAGGUGUUCUGCAUUUUUUCAUUGUUUUGGAUUCCAAGUUCAAAACAUUAAGUCCUCAGUCUUACUAUUCCAAUAGGUGCAGUUGAACAUAUUUGUUAUUACAAGGCAUGGCUUCAGAUUUUAGUGGUCUUAGGUUGUUUGAACUAGGUUCAAAAACUGAAAAAUUGUCAGUGGCCCCCAGCUCUCCAUGUCAAGUUAUUUCUGCUGCAAUUGUGAACAUUUUCAUCAAACUGGUACUUCAGGCAGUGAAUGGUUUCAUUCUUGAAAUACAAGUCUUUGCAAAGAACUUGAGCUUCUUCUUUGUUUGAAAUACUGUAAUUGGUAAUGUUACAAUAGAAAACAAAUCAAUGGAUUCUGAAUGUUAAGUGCCGGUGCACUGCUGGUGAAAUGUUUGCCUGUUUGUGAAUUCCCUGAUCAAAAAAAAGCUGACCAAAAUUAGAGUUUGAUUUAUCCAUUAAUAAAAUAGGUGCCUCUGCAA